This is a messenger RNA of Uncinocarpus reesii 1704, 2583 nucleotides long. RefSeq lists its product as uncharacterized. The record is from RefSeq and is a predicted model, not a curated record. Lineage: Eukaryota; Fungi; Ascomycota; Eurotiomycetes; Onygenales; Onygenaceae. The coding region runs from base 1 to 2583 and encodes 860 amino acids. The transcript has 3 exons.
AUGGCUCACUUCGCGCUGGCGAAAAUACUCAAUGGUAUAAUAUCCUUUCGGGAGUUGGCAUCUUCGAAUUUGUCUUUCAACGAGGGCGCUGUCUCCGUUCUUCUGCGCCAGGCGGCAUGGGAACUUGGCUCCCGUAAUUCUGAUUCGAUUAGGAGGGUUGCUCACAAAGUUCUCGAAGAUGAGAGUUUUGUUAGUCGGCUAAUAGCUACGCUGGAACACCGCCUGAAUUCAAUUAGGUCGAACUGGAAAGAACAGGAAACCCUCUCUACUCUUGUAACUCUUGCUCUCCGUGCGUUAUCUCUGAGUGAAGAUCCUGAAAUCAUUGACGAUGCGAUUAGCUUCCUUCGCGAUGCGAGAGAAGUCGCGUACCUUUGGUGCGAGAAACUCUCCGAGUUGUUGAAUUCGACCGAAGGUUCUGACAACGAUAGCUAUCAACAUCGGAUUCUUCUGGCAAGUGCCAUUUGUCAAAGAACAUAUGAUGUUGAAGCAAAUCACAUGGAUAAUUUGCUUUCUACUGCGCUAGAUACGGAAAGAUUGGUCCGGUCAUCCGUUAUUUUCUAUGAAACUUCACCAAGCGAGUCAGACGGGACUGCUGCAACUGAAUUACGGGAAACUUUAUUGCACGGGCGAAGAAUUCUCCAUAGGGUGGAAAAGCGGUUGCGUGAACUUAUACGCAACGAUCCGUCUGGUAUGAAUGCCGCUAUUGGAACAAGUAUGGAAGGUGUUACACUACUAGGUCAAUGGCAAUUUAUCGCCGCCGACUCUGAAAUAGCGUACAAAACCCUUGGGGAAGAUACCCAGACUAGCAAGCGGAUCAUUAGAUAUGAUUUGCUCACGGGUGAACUGCUGAUCAAUGGCCAUCCUCCGGGCAGACUCCCCAAGAGAUAUACAAACACUAACCUGUAUCGAAUGAUGUUCAAUGCGGGACUUUUGACGGUAAUUCCAUCUGAUCUGCCAGGCGCCGUGUACGCGGCUACGAAAAAAUUCGGCGAAUAUGAGCUCCAUUUUGGCUUCCAUGAAGGAGUAUUGCGUAUCACGGCACGGUCUUCAGACCAGUUGCUCCAGUUAGUUCCGCGAGACCGGUUGGAACGCGAUUUUCCGCGCUCACUCGUCGACAACUAUUACCACUGGUUGGAUCCAAGCACCGGGGUCGUCGAGUUUCGACCCAUUGCCGACAAGUGGAAUCCAUCCAAAGAUAACUGGCAUCUUAGCCUUGACCUCCAUUCACCAGAAAACUGUGCCAUGAGGCGUGGGGAUAUAACGCUUGUUGACAUAAACAGCAAGCUCUACCAGCAGAUUGCAGAAAUCUUGGCUAGACUAGAUUCCAGUGAACAUGUUCAUGUUACAAAGUUAGCCAACGGCUACAUCGAAGCAGAAUUAGUCCGUCUAAAGUUACGGCUGUUUGUCAAUGACGAGGGCCUGUUGGAAUGCAGAGAGCUCAAAGCGAUAGUCGAUCUUGACCAAGAUAUCGGAUGUCUCCACCGCCUGUAUCGCAAACUGGUUUUGAAGAGCUUCGAUAGCAAGGAUGCAAUUCGCCGUAGCGUCGUGAUACCCUACGGUGAAGUUAGCAUCUUGCCAAGUAGCCACGGAGCCCAAGUCUUCGUUGAGCUUCCCCCGGCCGAAUGCAAGCGUGUGAGAUAUUUUCGAUAUUGGCUCAACGAUCAUUUGCGAACUCUUCAAGGCCCACAUGAUAUGCUCGCCACUCUUUAUCAGUGCUAUCUACAUGCCGUCACCGGAUAUGUGCUACCAGAUCCAUUCACAGGAAGGUUAGGCACUGACGAAGCGCUUCGGGGUUUGCGCCAACAACGCCUAUUUACAUCGAUGGCACUGGAUACUGAUUGUAUAUUAAUUCUGAAAAAGAUUUCUGAGCUUACACCUAGCCGCCACCUACAUCCAAAGAACUUGAGAGUGAUGCAGACUGUCACUUGGAAUCUUCAUCUGAGCCAAAUUUUGCAGCACGACGAUUUUCACCCAGCAGCAACCGCCAUAAAAGACCACGCGUCAAAAUUUUCCGCGUUUAGGAAGGACACGGAGUCUGCAGAACAACUAGGCGAACAUGGCGAUCAACUUCUGAUGUCAAGAGCUCGUGUUAUCAAUUCUAGAUGGAGAGUGCCCGAUUUCGGUGGGAGUUUGGCGCCGCCUCGUGAUGAACGACCAACCGGUGAGCCCCGGGAUCGGGAUUAUCAAAAUGAUCGCGCUCAACGAGUCUAUGAAAUUGCUGUUCUGAUUCGCGAUUGGCCGUCAAAAGUGCACCACCUUGAUAUAUAUGAUCAAGCAAAGGGUUGGACAUGGGCAUCCGCAAAACCAUUUGAUGGGACGUGCCUUGGAGAGUAUGAUCUUUCCAUUUCAGAUUCUUUUGGCUCGUUAUACGACUUUUGUCGCAACGCGAGCCGAGAUGAUACUUUCAAAUUGAUGUCCAGAUUCUGUAUGAUCACUUAUGGCGGUAAAAUAAAUGUUGGGUUGCUCCGAAGCUUUCUUGCGAUUGCUUUUUCAGGCCGAUUCAGAGACCUCCCGAUUCCCAGGUAUCCAGGAAGGGAGUCCUUAUAUCGUCCUAACUCGUGGAGAGUCGCUGGACAAGGGUGA